Molecule: messenger RNA, 2426 nt
Organism: Anas platyrhynchos (mallard)
Lineage: Eukaryota; Metazoa; Chordata; Aves; Anseriformes; Anatidae
Gene: SCNN1B
Product: sodium channel epithelial 1 subunit beta
Biological process (GO): sodium ion transmembrane transport
Cellular component (GO): sodium channel complex; plasma membrane
Molecular function (GO): ligand-gated sodium channel activity
Source: RefSeq, a predicted model, not a curated record
CGGGGCCGGGGCGGGGCACGGCGGCGGCGGAAGGGCCCGGCCCGGGCCGGCCUCAGGGCGCAGCGCCCGCGGACCGCGCGGGCACCGGCAGCUACGGGCAGACACCAGGAUGAACGUGAAGAAGUACUUUGUCCGGGCCCUGCACCGCCUCCAGAAGGGCCCCGGCUACACCUACAAGGAGCUGCUGGUCUGGUACUGCGACAACACCAACACGCACGGCCCCAAGCGCAUCAUCAAGGAGGGGCCGAAGAAGAAAGUCAUCUGGUUCUUCUUAACGCUGCUCUUCGCGUCUCUGGUCUUCUGGCAGUGGGGUAUCCUCAUUAACACGUACCUCUCCUACAACGUCACGUCGUCGCUCUCCAUCGGCUUUAAGACCAUGAAGUUCCCAGCAGUCACGGUCUGCAACGCCAACCCCUUCAAGUACUCGGAGGUGAAGCACUUGCUGAAAGAGCUGGACAAGCUGAUCGAGGCGGCUCUGGAGAGGAUCCUGCAGCCCACGCACGGGGACACCAUCACACCCCUGCUGCUGAACGGCAGCGACAAUGCCUCCGAGGGGCUGGAUCUGGCACUCUGGAACCAGAUUCCACUGGUGCUCAUUGAUGAGCAUGACAAGGACAACCCUGUCAUCGUGGAGAUCUUUGAGACCAACAGGACCGCUCCAGGGAAUGGGACAGCUCCGGGGAACGGGACCUCUCCGGGGAAUGGGACUGCUCUAGAGAACGGGAUCUCUCUGGGGAAUGAGACUGCUCCAGGGAAUGAGACUGCUUCAGGGAAUGGGACUGCUCCAGGGAAUGGGACUGCUCCAGGGAACGGGACCACUGCUGCUCCUCCUGCCCCGUCCAACUUCACCUCUGAAGAGAAGAAGUACAAGCUGGCAGUGAAGCUGUGCAGCCACCAGGGCUCCAACAACUGCACCUACAGGAACUUCACCAGCGCAGCGCAGGCGGUGACGGAGUGGUACAUCCUGCAGUCCACCAGCAUCCUCUCCAAAGUCCCACUGCAAGAAAGAAUCAGGAUGGGCUACCAGGCAGAGGACAUGAUCCUGGCGUGUCUCUACGGGGCCGAACCCUGCAACUACAAGAAUUUCACCCAAAUCUAUCACCCAGACCACGGUAACUGCUACAUCUUUAACUGGGGCAUGGACAAAGAGGCUUUGAAUUCUUCCAACCCCGGAGCCGAGUUUGGGCUGAAGCUGAUUCUGGACAUCAGCCAGCAGGACUACAUCCCCUACCUGUCAUCUGCUGCUGGGGCACGGCUGAUGCUGCAUCAACAGAAGAGCUUCCCAUUCCUCAAGGAUCAGGGCAUCUAUGCGAUGGCUGGGACGGAAACCUCCAUCGGCGUGUUGGUGGAUGAACUAGAGCGGAUGGGCUACCCCUACAGUGACUGUACCAUGAAUGGGUCUGAUGUCCCUGUAAAAAACCUGUACAGCGAAUACAAUACUUCCUACUCCAUACAGGCCUGCCUGCGUUCCUGUUUCCAAAAUCACAUGGCUGAGAUCUGUGGAUGCGGUCACUACAUGUUCCCUUUACCCGAAGGGGUAACUUACUGCAACAACGACGAUAACCCAGGCUGGGCAUACUGCUAUUCAUCACUGAGAUCAAGUAUAAGACAGAGACAAAUUUGCAUUGACUCUUGUAAGGAGACAUGCAACGACACGCAGUAUAAAAUGACCAUCUCUAUGGCAGACUGGCCAUCUGAAGCCUCAGAGGACUGGAUUUUCCAUAUUUUGUCUUACGAAAGGGACAUGUCAACAAAUGUGACCCUGGACAGGACCGGCAUCAUCAAGCUGAACAUCUACUUCCAGGAGUACAACUACCGGACCAUCUCGGAGUCUGCUGCCACCACGAUUGUCUGGCUGUUGUCGAGCCUGGGAGGCCAGUUCGGGUUCUGGAUGGGCGGCUCCGUGCUGUGCCUCAUAGAGUUUGGGGAAAUCAUCAUAGACUCCCUGUGGAUCACUGUUAUCAACAUCAUCGGCUGGUGCAAAGGCCUGAAGCAGAAGCGGGCGCAGGCGCGGUACCCGGACGCACCGCCCACGGUGUCGGAGCUGGUGGAGGCUCACACGAACCUGGGCUUCCAGCACGAGGAGGCCGGCCCUGUCCCCAGCCCAGGGGCCGAGGCGCUGCCCCCGGAGCCCGGCACCCCCCCACCCAACUACGACUCGCUGCGCGUGCGGCCGCUGGACGCUCUGGGCCUGGACAGCGACGCGGAGACCGAGUAAGCAGCACACCCGCUGCCCCCGCGGACUGAGCUGCUGCUGUGCUCGGUUCACAGCUUGCUGAGCAGCCUCCGACGCUUUGGCAAAAUCAGGAAAGAGCCGAAAGCCCUCGCUCUCCUCCCCUCCCCUAAAAUGUUCACUGUGAAGAAGCGCUCUAAUAAAUCCUGCAAUAAAUCUCAGAGCCUGCGUCAGGCUCUGGCUUUAGCACACA